CUUGCCUCCUUUCUUCUUGGCUGCCACAGAUCCUUCAGCUCUGUAUCGGCAACCACGACCUGUUCAUGAGGAGACGGAAGGCCGAUUCCCUCGAAGUCCAGCAAAUGAAAGCCCAGGCCAGGGAGGAGAAAGCCAGGAAGCAGAUGGAGCGCCAGCGUUUAGCCCGAGAGAAGCAGAUGAGAGAAGAGGCCGAACGCACAAGAGAUGAGAUGGAGAGGAGACUUUUGCAGCUGAAAGAGGAGGCCACAAUGGCAAAUGAAGCUCUGAUGAGAUCGGAAGAAACCGCCGACUUGCUGGCUGAAAAAGCUCAGAUCACCGAAGAGGAAGCCAAACUCCUGGCUCAAAAGGCAGCCGAGGCGGAGCAGGAAAUGCAACGGAUCAAAGCCACGGCGAUCCGGACAGAGGAAGAGAAGCGGUUGAUGGAACAAAAAGUGUUGGAGGCCGAGAUGUUGGCGCUGAAAAUGGCGGAGGAGUCUGAACGAAG
Messenger RNA from Notechis scutatus (mainland tiger snake), 484 nucleotides. Lineage: Eukaryota; Metazoa; Chordata; Lepidosauria; Squamata; Elapidae. The record is from RefSeq and is a predicted model, not a curated record.